GUGACCCAUUCAGAGUGGGAGGGAAAAGAUGGCGGCCAAUGUCAGCCUCCUAAACAUGGCUGUGUUCAGCGGUAGUUCCCGCGGUCUGUGGCCGCCGGUGAAGCGCCUCCAGGGAGGCCUGCUGCUGCUCCUGGCCGCCGGCCUUCUCAGCCAGCGGGUCCGGGCGGAUGAGCAGGAGUUCAUGGAGGACUUUCUGAAGCGGGAAUAUUCCCUGGUGAAGCCGUACCGAGGACUUGGCUUCUCUAGCUCCUCCCAGUGGGAUCUGAUGGGAACCGCCAUGGUGACGCCCGACCACGUCCGACUGACCCCUGACCUGCAGAGCAGACAGGGAGCUGUGUGGAGUCGCAUCCCUCUGGUUUUGAGGGACUGGGAACUCCAGGUUCACUUUAAAAUCCACGGCAGCGGGAAGAAGAACCUGAACGGGGACGGACUGGCCAUCUGGCUCACCAGAGACCGCAUGCAGAAUGGUCCAGUUUUCGGGAACAUGAACCAGUUUGUUGGACUGGGAGUAUUUGUGGACACCUACCCAAACGCAGUGAAGACUCAUGAUAGGAGUUUCCCGUACGUCUCGGUGAUGCUGGGAAACGGGACGCUGUCGUACGACCACGAUCUCGACGGACGGUCCACGGAGCUGGGAGGAUGCUCCGCCAUGACGCGUAACUCCGUCUACGACACCUCCCUGCUGCUGCGAUACUCCAAGAACACGCUGACGCUCCUGGUGGAUGUGGACGGCAAACAGGAAUGGAGAGACUGUGCUGAAGUCAGCGGGCUCCGCCUGCCAGCAGGGUACUACUUUGGAGCUUCCUCUGCUACCGGAGACCUGUCAGAUAACCAUGACAUCAUCUCAAUGAAGGUCUACCAGCUGACUGUGGAGCGGACUCCAGAGGAGGAGGAGGAGGAUGAAGAGGUGGUGUCCAUGCCGCGGGUGGACAACAUGAAGCAGUUUGAAGUGGACGUGGAGGAUGAAGGAAUGAGUGGAGUCCAGUUCUUCUUCACGCUGCUGUUCUCCAUCCUGGGCCUCGGCGUUCUGGCGGUGGUGGGUCUGGUGCUCUACAGCCGCUGGAAGGAAAACAAACGCAAACGCUUCUACUGAGGAGGCUCCUCCAUCACCAUUACAACCACUGAUGAACAGAACCAACCAGAACUCUCCUCACCAGCAGGGGGCGGCUGCGUUCAGAUCAGGUGUCUCUGAUUGGACAGUUGCGUCUGUGGCGCUGGAAGAUAAUCUAAAGAAUUAGUUUUCUAGAAGCAGCCAACUGCAGUCUGAUGACCUUAUUGCUGCUAAAUGAGCAAACUGAGUCCCUGUGAGACCCCCCACCCCCACCUAUAGCCAUUCAAUCAGUAACUGUGAAGUGAUUUACUCUGCUAGCUGCUCCUACUUUCUCUCUGAGGUUUCCUCCAGUUUACCUCAGACUGUUGCACUGAUAUAGACCCACCGCCUGUUGGACCUCAGGGAUUAAAGGCUGGUUCUGUGCCUGGUUCUGACUGGACCCGGUCUGACCUGCCUGGUUCUGACCCACAAACACCCGACCCUGAAUGACCCGUAGCCUUUUAACUUUCUAAUUGUUUACAUCAGAGAUCAGAUGAGUUUCCAGCCGGGAGCUUCUACAGACCUCUGACUUCAGCAGGGUGAGGGCGCUGACCAUCAUCGUCAUCCUCUUUGACCAUCAUCGUCAUCCUCUCUCUGAGCAUCAUCGUCAUCCUCUCUGAGCAUCAUCGUCAUCCUCUCUGACCAUCAUCGUCAUCCUCUCUGACCAUCAUCGUCUUCCUCUCUGAGCAUCAUCGUCAUCCUCUCUGACCAUCAUCGUCUUCCUCUCUGAGCAUCAUCGUCAUCCUCUCUGACCAUCAUCGUCUUCCUCUCUGACCAUCAUCGUCUUCCUCUCUGACCAUCAUCGUCUUCCUCUCUGACCAUCCGUGGAGUCUUCUAAACUAAGCAGGGCUUCCAGCCUCCAAUAAUACUUCAGAACUGUCUGAGGCUAUUGCCAUGGUUGCAUCUGAUUGGUUGACGUUUAUCAUGUGAUCCUAUGAAUGAUUCUGGACCUGUAAUUACCAGCAGCAGUCAUUGGUCAGUUUACCUGCUGUUCCUCCCUGUUUGAUCCUCAGGUCUUUCUGUUUUGUUUCCUAACUGAUAGCUAGCGGAUGCUAAUGUUGCUAAUUCUUCUAACUUUUCUAUGCAGAUGCUCCAGUUUAGCAUUAGUCAGACUUUAGAUACGAGCCGAUCAUCGAGUAAAAGACCUGUUGGUAAAAUGUUGAACUAUUUCAGGAAAACUGUGAUAAAUGUGAUCCGAGGGGAGAAUGUUCUCCAGUCCUCAUUCUAUUAAAGUUUCUGUUCUUCUGUUUGCUUCCAUCCAGUUCAUUAGUUCUCAUUUAGUAUUCAAACCCACAGCAGACAUUGAAAUAGAACAAAUAGAACAAGCUACUUGGUCCCAAUGGAAUUUCCCAUUGGGAACCUGCUAGCACUAAGUUGCUAACUGUAGCUACCAGAUCUGCUUCCUGCCGGUGACGUUAGGCUACAUGAUUGGAUGAACGUUACCUUAUGAUGUGAAACAUUGUGGUUGCCCGGACAACAAUAAUAACAAUGCAGCGUCCGUGUGCAGAGUCGGGAGCAUCUGUAGCGUUAGCGUGUCUAAUGGCCGAUGAAGUUUUACUUGAUCGAUAACAAAACUGAAAAAAAAAAUCUGUUUCUGGUGAACAAAGUAACUGUUAGACUAUGAUAUAAAGAGCUGGGUACCGCUGUGGCUAGCUGCGCUCAGUAGCUAACAGGUUAGCCUGUUUAGCUCGGUCAGUUAGCCAUAUAAAGCUACACUACUUCUGAAUUUGGAUCAACAACAACCUUUCGUUUUCUACAAGUAGAAUAACUGCUAUAUUUAAUCCGUAUGAAAGUCAUCUUUAAGAUGCUCCAUUUGUCCUCCUCUGCCCUCAGAUCUUAAUAAAAAGAA
This is a messenger RNA of Cyprinodon tularosa, 2939 nucleotides long. RefSeq names its product VIP36-like protein. The record is from RefSeq and is a predicted model, not a curated record. Lineage: Eukaryota; Metazoa; Chordata; Actinopteri; Cyprinodontiformes; Cyprinodontidae. Gene Ontology annotation, biological process: endoplasmic reticulum organization; Golgi organization; endoplasmic reticulum to Golgi vesicle-mediated transport. Gene Ontology annotation, molecular function: D-mannose binding. The coding region runs from base 29 to 1093 and encodes 354 amino acids. Gene Ontology annotation, cellular component: endoplasmic reticulum membrane; COPII-coated ER to Golgi transport vesicle; endoplasmic reticulum-Golgi intermediate compartment. The transcript has 8 exons.